AAUACAACGCCUGAUAACUCAUACGUCAAUACAACACGACCUCACGUCAGAAGAACUCCAACAGUUGAUAGGGCCAACCCUUCGCGCGCGCGCUGAGCGCCAAAGAUGUUUCUCGGAGGAUAUCUGGGGUCAUGUGCAGCGCAGCUGGCCACCUAUGCAGCCUGCACGGCCUGCCAGUGCGCAUCUAGGGAGGUGCUUCGGCAUUCUGCCCGAGUGGCCUGGUCGGUGCUCUUUUUCCUGGCUAUGAUUCUGGCCUGGGUGCUGCGUGACUUUGCGACACCUAUUCUGGAGAAAAUUCCAUGGAUUGUAAAGGAUGUGACGCAGGUCGAUAUGGACAAGUGGUUUGGCCAGCAGGCGGUCUAUCGCGUCAGCAUGGGCAAUUUCCUCUUCUUCGGCUGCAUGUCUCUGGCGCUGCUGGGCGUGAAGCAGCGCGGCGACAAGCGCGACGCCUACCUGCACCACGGCCACCCGCUGGCCAAGCUGGGCCUGUGGCUGCUCUUCACCUGCCUGCCCUUCCUCUUCCCCAACGAGGUCCUCAACGUGUACAGCUGGGCUGCACGUGUGGGCAGCGGCAUCUUCCUCAUCAUCCAGAUGAUCAUCCUGCUGGACUUCGUGCAGUGCUGGAACGACAGCUGGGCGGCGCACGGCGAGGAGGACGAGCGCUGGCUGUACGGCCUGAUGGGGCUGACGGUGGCGGGGUACGCGGGCACACUCACACUGGCGGGCCUGAUGUACGCCUGGUUCAAGCCGGCGGGCGCGGGCAGCUGCAGCCUCAACAUCGGCGCCAUCACGCUCACGCUGCUGCUGGUGGUGGCCUUCUCAGUGCUCAGCCUGGCGCCACUGGCGCGGCAGGGCUCCAUCUUCCCCUCCGCGGCCAUCGGGCUGUACGCGGCCUACCUGUGCUUCAGCGCGCUGCAGUCCGAGCCCAAGGAGUACGCCUGCAACGGACUGGGCCGCUCGCUCACGGCCGCAUCGGGUGGCACGCUGGCUCUGGGCAUGCUGGUGACGCUGGCCUCAGUGGUGUACGCCGCCUUCCGCGCCGGCAGCAACACAGCGCUGUUCACACUGGACGGAAGCGAGGACGGCGAGGGAGGAGCCGGAGGCGGUGCGGGGCAGCGGCAGGCGCUGCUGGCGGAUGUGGAGGGCACCAGCGCGGGUCUGGACGGAGUGCCGGAUGUGGCGGAGGCCACACGCGAGGCCGUCACAGGCGGCGCGCCCAAGCCUGACGCCGCCGCGGUGGCUCGUGCCGAGGCGCUGACGCCCGUGUCCUACAACUACAGUUUCUUCCACCUCAUCUUCGCGCUGGCCUCCAUGUACAUUGCCAUGCUCAUGACCGGAUGGGGCAGCGUGGCGCAGGACAAGGACCGCAUCGACGUGGGCUGGGCCAGCGUGUGGGUCAAGCUGGGCGCGCAGUGGGUGACGGGGCUGCUGUACAUGUGGACGCUGUUGGCGCCGGCGCUGUUCCCGGACCGCGACUUCUCCUAGAGGACGGGGGGGGGGCGGGAGGCAUGCGAGGAGGGCUGGAGGAGCUCUGUGUGAGGAGGAGCUGUGUGAGGAGGCGGCGGCUGAUCCUGGGAGCUCAGGUUUCAGACCCAGGCUGGCGGGUGGCUGGCUAGAAAAAGGCUGCCCGGCGCCACCAGACUGUAUGUAUACUAAGUAGCUGAUUUGCUGACUGUCAGUGCGGUUUGCGGUGUGCAGGAUUGAAUUUGACGUUCGUGGCAUGUGACGGAACGGCGCAGGCUGCCAGAUAUGGCUGCUGGUGUUUAAGCAGACGCGUGUUGUGUUUGUGCUUCACGAGCAGGUGUUGUUAUUAGUCUUGAUGGGUUGAUGCGACACACCACUCGUGAUGUUGCGCCUCCCACUUAUCAACAUUGACAGUGCUUAGUCUUUUGGCUCAUAAGAGAGCCCUCUGCCAGUGCGCGCCUGCCUGAGCGGUGUGCAGUGUGCGACCUGUGUAAAAUAUACGCACA
Chlamydomonas reinhardtii is the source of this 1970-nucleotide messenger RNA. RefSeq lists its product as uncharacterized. Lineage: Eukaryota; Viridiplantae; Chlorophyta; Chlorophyceae; Chlamydomonadales; Chlamydomonadaceae. Gene Ontology annotation, cellular component: membrane. Bases 106 to 1485 code for a protein of 459 amino acids. The transcript is spliced from 12 exons. The record is from RefSeq and is a predicted model, not a curated record.